AUGUUUUUAACCAAGGUUAAGAUCUUAUUUGAAAUCAUCAUCUUAUUUAGCACUCGUUGCUCCACCAUUGAUGCGACACGUGUUGAUGUGAAUGGAGUUUCUUGGCUUAUUGGCAGCUCGCCAUCUCUAGUUUUUGGAGCUAGUUCCAACCACAUUUCAGGGCUUUUACUGGACCUGCUCCUCAGUGAAGCUAUAAAAUUGAGCAUACAACGGCCACGACCCAAAUACAACAUUAACGAUCAGCGUUUCGAAGCACCUGUAUUCGGCCGCUUUUCCUUCCCUUUUGGGCACUCUUUAAGAGCGGCUAUGUUAGCAAGUUUGUGUGUCGCAUUUUACCCCAGUACCGGUUCGCUGCCGCUGGAUUAUCAAUGCUAG
This is a messenger RNA of Cylicocyclus nassatus, 375 nucleotides long. The record is from the annotation of a GenBank genome assembly. Lineage: Eukaryota; Metazoa; Nematoda; Chromadorea; Rhabditida; Strongylidae.